AUGCAUUCGGAAAGGAGCGGAGGCGGGAGCGGCGACUUCGAGCCGAUUUGCAUAGAUUGCGUCUCGCCGGUGUUCGGUGAUUUACACGGGCGCGGGCCACGUACGAUAGCGGCGCAACGAACACCAACCGAUUACGUAACUCCGGGUUGGCUGGCAUUAUUACGUCGAAGCGUGAGGGCCCAUGCACAUCUACGAGGCAUGACGUCGUGGUAUGGCGCCGAAGCAAUUCACGGCUCGGUGCUGUGGAAAAAUAGUUUAUAUUGCACCGUGCCGUGGAGAAUGGAUGGCCUUACGCGUUGCUUUUCAGAGCGAUUGUCUUCAAACGGAUUAAAGCCCUCGCCGUACGAGGGCUCGACGACAUUCAUCUCGGCUUACAGCGACGCUACAAUUAAGCCCAACAAUACGCGGUAUCCCGUCGCGGUUUACACUAAACGGCCUCACGAGCUUUGCUCCCGUACGUGGAUCCAUUCAGGGGCCGCCCGGAGGGCGCACAAUGGGCCGAUGAGCCGCGAGGGUUCCGUCGCGCUUAAAUUGCAC
This is a messenger RNA of Iphiclides podalirius (scarce swallowtail), 537 nucleotides long. Lineage: Eukaryota; Metazoa; Arthropoda; Insecta; Lepidoptera; Papilionidae. The record is from the annotation of a GenBank genome assembly.